UAUAACUUUAUCAAAAAUGACAAGUUAUAUGCCACCAAAUUAUAUGCCAUGGGAAUCAAAAUGGCGGCAUUAUCCAACGUACAUCUACUCAAGAAAUUAUGGAUUCGGAAUAAAUUAUUAUCAACCAAUGAUUGAUUAUAUAGAUUCCAAGCGAAUCGCAUCAAAAUCAUCUUUACCAGAACUUGAAAAAAGAAUAGAAUUACCUGAAUUACCCUGGUCUGACAGCAAAGUUUUGUGGGAAGAUAAAAAAGUGCAACCCUAUACGAGAGAUGAUCUUAUUAAAUAUGCAAUUGAUGCUGAGGACAAAGCCAGAGAUCACCUAUCUCAUUUUAAGAUAGCAAAUCGCUCGGACUUCAGCCUGGCCAAGACCGUGCAAGCCAGCCGCGUGACCAAGGAGAUUUUUCCGCGUACCGGAAAGGACUUGAAAAGACUACCCAUGCCAUUGAUGUUCGCCAGCACUCGUGCCCGCAGCGAGGUCAAGGAGAUCCAGCAGGAAGCGAUGAGCAAUAUUAAGUUGCAAGCGUUGAAAGAUGUUCGGAUGAUGACCGAGGUGAAUGACGCGUUGAAGCAUGCUAAAAGUCUCCGUGGUAAAUCUGCGAAAGCAAUAGAAUUUCAUCUGAGGACAGAAGCACUGAAGAAUCUGUCCAAGAGCCAGGAGUUGGCUGAUAUCCGGAAAUUCCAAAAGGAGACCAUGCAUUCUCUCUGGGACGAUACGGUACACAGCAGAUUGAUGAAUGAAAGGGCCAAGGCUCUAAUUGAUGAGGACAAGCUGAUACAGCCACUUGAUACGCUCAGCAAGGAGCUGCGCGGAUUCGAGCAGAAGUCCAGCAAUUAUUUUCUAGAUAAGAGGUAUCAAGAUCGUAUGAGACGGGAACUUUUGUAUGGGUGUCGAGGAUGCGAGUAUUAUAAUAUUAAGCGUAGUAGAUAGAUAAGAGUUGUGACGUUAUGAUCGAGUUCUCAGUAGAAAAAAGGUACAAUAUUUUAAUUUUUAGAAAAGAAUAAA
This is a messenger RNA of Atta colombica, 1003 nucleotides long. Its product is annotated as paramyosin, short form-like. Lineage: Eukaryota; Metazoa; Arthropoda; Insecta; Hymenoptera; Formicidae. The transcript is spliced from 2 exons. Bases 17 to 928 code for a protein of 303 amino acids. The record is from RefSeq and is a predicted model, not a curated record.